UGUCUCAAAGAUAGGAGUUACAUUAUAUUAGGAGGUCUAGGCGGAUUUGGUUUAGAAUUAACUGAUUGGCUUAUAAUUCGUGGUGCCAGAAACAUCGUUCUGAUUUCAAGAAAUGGAAUAAAAAACGGUUAUCAACGCAUGAAAAUUCGACUAUGGAAAUCGUACGGCGUAAACGUUCUGAUCAUCAAGAAUAUCGAUGUUGCUGAUCUCAAAGAUUGCGAAUAUAUUUUAAGGACUGCAGAAAAAGAAGCUCCAGUGGACGCUAUAUUCAAUCUGGGUGUGGUACUGAAAGAUGACAUCUUCAAAAACCAAACUGCAGAAUCAUUUGCAGAGUCCUUCCAAUCGAAGGCUCGUGCAACGCAAAUGCUGGAUAAACUUUCUAGGAAAAUCUGUCUUAACUUGCGGCACUUUGUGGUGUUCUCUUCCGUUUCCUGCGGCAGAGGAA
Molecule: messenger RNA, 445 nt
Organism: Acromyrmex echinatior (Panamanian leafcutter ant)
Lineage: Eukaryota; Metazoa; Arthropoda; Insecta; Hymenoptera; Formicidae
Product: fatty acid synthase-like
Source: RefSeq, a predicted model, not a curated record